GAGAAUUCAUUUGAUAUAACUAUAUUUUUUACAUACAAUUAUUAUCAGUUUUAUAGUGUAAGUUUUAUAUUUCAUGUAACUUCUUAACAAAUGUAUGAAAUUCAUGAUACAUAUGCAAUGAAACCCGACCCUAUUUUAUAUUCUCCGGUCAUCAUCUCUCGCUUAGAGUCAGUGAUAGCUGGGCGUCUGUCAUCAUAACAUUGUGUCCGUGAGCACCAUUUAAACAUUCAUAAAUAGUUGCAAUGAGCUGGACUCGUGUGGUUGCCAUAACGGGAUGCGACAGCGGCCUUGGCUGGGCUCUCGCAGCCCGUUUGGCGCGAGAGGGUCUAGUUACUGUGGCAGGAAUGUACAAUGGAACCGAAUCUGAAGCUUCAUAUGCCCUAAAAAGUUUAUGCGCUCAUCCCCAUAAACUUGACGUGACGGACCCUGAAAGCAUUGCAAAAUUUUAUGGCUAUGUAAAACAUCUUCUAGAAAGAAAUCCGGAGUAUAAAUUGUACGCUUUGGUAAAUAAUGCUGGCGUGAUGACAAUAGCGGACUACGAAAUACAAACCCCUCACAUUAUUGAGAACACCAUUAACGUCAAUUUACUGGGGUCUAUGAGAAUGGCAUCUGCGUUUCUUCCUGAUCUCAGAAGAACUGCUACAGAGGGUUUUGUUAAACCACGUAUAAUCAACAUAGCUAGCCAUUGCGGCCUACAACCUUUGCCUAGGUUUGGACCAUACAGUGCGAGCAAAGCUGGGUUAUUGGCAUGGACGCGGUCACUACGUUUAGAACAUUCUGGAAGCGGCCUGACCGUUGCCGCCUUUGUACCUGGUGGUUUCGUGGGUGCCAGUAAUCUCAUGUUCACUCAAAAAUGCCAAGAAGAUGCUAUAUUAAAAAAUAUGACUGAAGAACAGAAGCCGAUCUACGAAUCGAAAAUAAUAACACUGAACAAUUACUUAUGCCAAAACACACAGAAAAGUAGAUUCGAUGCCCUGAAAGAUGAAAAUAUUAUAGAGACGUUUAUGAAAGUAGUACAUGCGGAUAAGCCGAAAUUAUUGUACAAGGUGGAGACUUGGCGAUAUAAAUUUUAUUAUGCUUUAAUGAAAAUUCCAUUUCCGGAACCGUUACAUUUAUGGAUUAUCAAGAAGUUCUUAAUAUUCCCUAAUUGAAACUAAUCAAUGUAUAAGGGAAGAACUGUUAUUAAGUAUUAUAUAACAUACUAGCUUUCCGCCCGCGGCUUCGCCCGCGCAGUCAAAGAAAAACCCGCAUAGUUCCCGUUCCCGUGGGGUUUCCGGGAUUGCGUCAUUUUCCCGGGAUAAAAAGUAGCCGAUGUCCUUUCUCUGGUAUCAAUAUAUCUCCAUACCAAAUUUCAUGAAAAUUGGUUCAGUAGUUUAGGCGUGAUUGAGUAA
Molecule: messenger RNA, 1391 nt
Organism: Colias croceus (clouded yellow)
Lineage: Eukaryota; Metazoa; Arthropoda; Insecta; Lepidoptera; Pieridae
Gene: sro
Product: D-beta-hydroxybutyrate dehydrogenase, mitochondrial
Exons: 6
Coding region: 243-1151 (302 amino acids)
Molecular function (GO): oxidoreductase activity
Source: RefSeq, a predicted model, not a curated record